AUGAAUAAAAGGAUAUUUAGUUUAGUUUGUAUCAUCUUGUAUGUCCUUUUGACUGUAUCAAUACAUUGCUCGGAACAGAAAAGUGAUCGAUCUAAGGCAUUUGCUGUAGGAAAUAAAAGGGUUCGUGGUACCAAAGAAAAAAACAAAAGGAACGAAAAAAAUGAUAUAGAACUUCAACGAGAAAACCAAUCAAAUAAUAACAGUAACAAAAGUAAUAAUCAUGAGAUAGUUGAUAGUAUUACUUAUUACCGUAAGUUCAAGGGUAAAUUGCGCAAGCGAGAAUCAUACUGUUGUGGUUUGUUUUAUUUAGAAGGUGAUGAUUUGUAUUAG
Messenger RNA from Plasmodium vinckei vinckei, 330 nucleotides. RefSeq names its product fam-c protein. The record is from RefSeq and is a predicted model, not a curated record. The transcript is spliced from 2 exons. NCBI's taxonomy places the organism in Eukaryota, Apicomplexa, Aconoidasida, Haemosporida, Plasmodiidae. Bases 1 to 330 code for a protein of 109 amino acids.